This is a messenger RNA of Closterium sp. Yama58-4, 927 nucleotides long. The record is from the annotation of a GenBank genome assembly. Lineage: Eukaryota; Viridiplantae; Streptophyta; Zygnematophyceae; Desmidiales; Closteriaceae.
AUGCACGCCAGGCCGCAUCACGAAUCGCAAACGUCGUUACCAACCAGCUCCGUUUCUCCACCACGCACCGACGCACACCUAAUAGACCCCCAUCGCGCGCUCGCCAUGGCGGCCGACCCGCAGAGCCAGUCGCUGGCGGACGGCACGGCGGUGGCGGCGGCGCGGCUGCCGGCGUCGUUGGACAUGCCGGAGUUCAACACCGUCGACUUCAUCAACCACCUCUUCCCCAACGAGUCGUCGCUGGCAGCCGUGGAUCCGCUCAUCCAGAAGCUGCGCAACCGCAUCCGCCGCGUCGACGCCGAGAUCCUCCUCGCCAUCCGCCAGCAGAGCACGUCAGGGUCGCAAGCGAAGGACGACCUGGCAGCCUCCAUGCGCGCCAUUGAGGAGCUGUGGGUGAAGAUGCGGGCGAUAGGGGCGAAGGCGGAGGCGAGUGAGGUGAUGGUGCAGGAGAUAUGCCGCGACAUCAAGAAGCUUGACUGUGCCAAGAAGCACAUCACCGCCACCAUCACCGCCCUCAACCGCCUCGCCAUGCUCGUGUUCGCGGUGGAUCGUCUGCAGGCGCUGGCCGCCAACCGCCAGUACCGCGAUGCCGCCGACCAGCUGCAGGCGGUGACGCAGCUGCUGGCGCACUUUGAGGCGUACAGGGACAUCCCCAAGAUAGCGGACCUGCAGGGGCGCGUGGCGGCGCUCAAGGCCACGCUCAAGUCGCACAUCUUCUCCGACUUCUCCACGCUGGGAACGCCAGUGAUGAGGGAGAACGGGCAGGUGAUGCAGCAGCUGGCGGACGCGUGCCUGGUGGUGGCGGCGCUGGACAGCGACGGGCAGGCGCGGGACGAGCUGGUGCGCUCCGUGUGCAGCAAGGAGCUCACCGCGUACCAACAGAUCUCCAGGGCACGGGUCAGUACCAGCAGAUCUUCCAGGGCACGG